GGUGAACAGGCACUGCAGUGGACACCUCUGUCUGUUCCCGGGGUCCCUCCCGUCGAGGAAGAAACAUGGCGGCGUCCAUGCUGUGCAGGAGGACGGCGGUGUUGUGUAGGUCGUUAACGGGGAUUUCGUCCCAGAAAACGGUACUUUCUGCUAGCUGUCGGAAUGGCCUUCUGUUGCAGACAGCGUCCUACAACCCAAAACCUUUAAAGCUGAACCUCCGAGAGCCGUACAUCCCGGACAAGGACAGCGAGAAGACGCCGGAGUGGCAGAAGACGGCCCGGUAUGACAGGAAGCUGUUCGGUCGGUACGGCUCGGCGUCGGGCGUCGACCCCGCGUCUCUGUGGCCCAGCCAUGAGGAGCUGGACAAGAUUAUCGCGGAGGAAAAUGAGUGGCACCCUCCGUUAGAAGUGAUGCAGAAGAACAUCGAGGCCAGGGAGAAGCUGGAAACCGAAAAACGUUUGGCGAAAGAGAAAAUCAUCGCGGACAACAUGGCCAAAAUGCCCAAGAUGGUAGCUGACUGGCGCAGAGAAAAGCAUGAAAGCAAGAGAAAGUUAAAGGAGGAGAAAGCCCAGCGUACAAAGCUGCUGGCAGAGGCCAGAGAGCGAUUUGGCUUUGCAGUGGACCCCCGCAGCCCCAAGUUCUUGGAAAUGGUUGCUGAAAUAGAAAAGGAAGAGAGGAAGAAGAAGAAAUUGAUGAAACGCAGACUGAAAGAGGAGCAGGCAGCAGCCCCUGUCACACCUCCUGCUGCUGCUGCCUCAUAGUCUUGGACUGAGUCAUUUCAGACAUAAAUAACUGUCGGGCCCUGGGCGAACUGUAUUUAAUGGGAUGGGAAGCAUUCUACACAACACAAAUCAGUGGGACAGUUGUUUGAUAGUAUCCAAAAAACUGUUUGCUCCAUGUUUUGUGUUACCGACCAUAUCUGUUAUUAUCUGGAUUUAAGAAAUGUCCAUGGUUUGUUUUCUUCUGUAAAUAAACUUCAUCCAAAUUUGAAAACCCUGUUUGUUAAACUAUCAUUAAUGACCUCUCUAUGUAUUUAACUGUCACUGAAAUAAAUUCACCGAUGUA
This is a messenger RNA of Acanthopagrus latus (yellowfin seabream), 1065 nucleotides long. RefSeq names its product growth arrest and DNA-damage-inducible, gamma interacting protein 1 (gene gadd45gip1). Gene Ontology annotation, cellular component: nucleus. The coding region runs from base 66 to 761 and encodes 231 amino acids. The transcript is spliced from 2 exons. The record is from RefSeq and is a predicted model, not a curated record. Lineage: Eukaryota; Metazoa; Chordata; Actinopteri; Spariformes; Sparidae.